This is a messenger RNA of Corythoichthys intestinalis (scribbled pipefish), 5549 nucleotides long. RefSeq lists its product as uncharacterized. The coding region runs from base 283 to 1401 and encodes 372 amino acids. Lineage: Eukaryota; Metazoa; Chordata; Actinopteri; Syngnathiformes; Syngnathidae. The record is from RefSeq and is a predicted model, not a curated record. The transcript has 7 exons.
ACGAUCCAGACGCUACCGCCUUUUAGCAUCAUGUGGGCGUAGUUUGUAGCUGUGAAGGUCAGGUAUUAUUGCGACCCAAGCUGAUUGUGUACCUACAACGGUUUUCUUUUCGCGCGUGUUGCUUUACCACUUUUUGCCUCCCAUCACUGAGCCGAAGCUUCGACGUGUUGAGCACGAUCGGUGAAUGUUCAAGUCGUCGGGGUGGUAGUUGAAGGUUUGCGACCUACUUUAGCUUAGCCUAACCUGGCGGCUAACGUAGGAACAAGGCGUCUAGUGUGGAAAAUGGACACGAGAACGACACCAUCAGCGAAGGAACUUUAUGGCGCAAAAGUUGUUCUUCACGGACGAGAAGACGGCAGCCAAGCACAUCAUCCUGAGCAGUCCGCUUGCAUCAAAGAGGAGGAGGAAGAUUCACCAUACGUCAAGAUGGAGAUAGAAGACUUAGUACACAUUAAAGUGGAAGAGGAAGAGUUUGUACACAUAAAUGAGGAGCAGGAGCAUUUCAUCACAGUUGGGAACUCUCAUAUUGAGGAGCAAUGCCAACAUCCACCCUUCAAAAAGGAGGAUGAAGACACUCCAUGCGUUAAGGAAGAGGUAGAAUUCGUCAAGUUGACUGGUGUCAGAAAAUAUCUUGAUUCUGAGCAGCAGGAGUCUGCUGGCAUUAAAGAAGAAGUAGAGUUUCCACAAAUCAAACAGGAGGAACCUGCGCCUCCUAAACAGCAAAAGAGAGAAGAGCAACUUCCCAUCAUAAAGGCGGAGCAAGUAAUGCCAUACAUUGAUGAAGGUGCGAGUGUGGUCAGCAGAGGGGCGAAGCCUCUAAGCAGCAGAACCCCCUCGACAGACUUCAUCGCUUCACCUUCAGGAAACACCGAAUGGACAAUAGAGCCCUACAGCUUCGAGCCGGAAUUGGAAUGGACAAUCGAACCCUACAGCUUCGAGCCGGAAUCUGACCCCGAAGCUGAAGAAAGUAUUGAGUUCGAGGAGGACAGACUUUCGCAAGAUGCUAUUGAAUGGUGCAGAUGUCAGAAGUGUGUGAAGAUGCCAACAGAGCCUGAAAAUGUCUGCUGCAUUGAGAUAAAUGAGGUGAAAAAAAGAAUGCAAGAGCUCCCAGUCCCCCCUAUGUGUAUGACUGAUCAUCCUGGCUUUGAGCCAGUCUGCUUGAAUGUUUUUUCUUUGCAAAAUGUCUGCAAUAUAUUCAAUGCAGAUUAUGGACGACUAAAGCUACAGGGACUAGAACAUCGCUACAGGUACAUGGCCAAAAGGAGCUUUGUCAGCUGGUGCUGGGGCUAUCUCGGACGCAAUAUCCGAGUUGUUUUGCCAUCUUGUGUCGCCCAUCGGAUCACAGAAGAAUUUCCUGACACCCAAGGAAACUAUGUUGGCUUCAGGCCUCCUCUUGAUUGAAGCGGGAUACAAACAGUGUUAUGAACAGUUUGGGCACAACUGAUAAUGUUUAAGAUUGACAUUUAUGUGUCAAAUAUAGCAGUUGGGGUUUGUCCCUUCCAUCAUUUUUGUGUUUAUUAAUAGUUUGUAUAACUAAUAAAGUUUUUUUUUUUCAAUUUACGGAAUGUUGGUUUCACCUUUGUUGGCUCAACUGUGCAGUCACCCUUUGUGGAUUUUACAGUUGCUCACCAGUUAUUGAGGUUACUUGUGGACGUAUAGCAGUCAUUACAUAAAACAAAGAAUAUGGCAAUGCUAGAGAUGGGACGAUAAACGAGAAGCAUCUCAAUAUGCCAGGGUCAUGAUAUGUCACGAUACGAUAUCAUAAAAUGUAAAAAUAAUAUCUUUUGUUUAGAGAACAAUUUUAUAGUCAUAAAUGUUUCCUCAGUUGAUGUAAAAAAUAAUGUUCCAUAUUCCCUAUUGCUUGUUACUUAUUGACAGAUAUUGUUUUCACCACAAGAUGGCAGUUGGGGACUUUUUCUGAAGUGCGACAUAUAUUUACGUCAUAAUUGCUUGCUGUGAAAUUGUCUGAUUGCUUGUGGGGCCAGCCUGAGAGAGGAUCUAUCCGCAUGUUAAACACGCACAGUUUUAGUAGAAAAAGAACCUCCGUUAUUCAUUCCUACGAAUGCAACAUGAAGCUGCAACCAACUCAACAAUAAUAAUUUAAACUUAUUUCUGUUUCAGUUGCACAUGCAAAUGAAAUACAGACUGCAGCAGCGAAAAGCAAUGGUGAUCGCCUGUCAUCUAACAUUUUGUGGCUUUCGGGUUGUGAAAGAAUGUCAUCUAGAGCUCAUGAAAUACUUUCCGCAAAAAACUUUAAAGCCAUUAUUUCUAAAUAUAAAUAAAUAACAAAUCAUCCUUAUAGCCCUUGUUGCAUUUUGUUGAUAUUAAGAUCAUAUUUUCUUAAACAAAUAGCCAUAGAAUUCUCAACACUGGGCUCUGGCAGGGGCGCGGGAAGUCACUAACAGCAGGGGGUCCUGAGGAUCUUAUUUUGUUUUUCCCAUCGAAAAACAGCCAUUUCGUUCCAAAUGUGUCAUACUCACGCUUCUUCUCCAUACAAAGCAUGCACAAUGGCAGUGCAUAUGCAUACUUGAUAGCUUACGUACCACUACUGGCUACUACAAAGACAGACUAUUUGUCCGUAAUUGUAAAUGUCUUAAUCAGAUUAUUUGACUAGAUUAAAAUUAUUUAGAUUUAUAAUUAUUUAAAUUUAAAAUUAUUUUCUCCAUCUUGUUUUGAGUGUUGAAGAUCUAGUUAACAGAUUAAUGUGUCAGAUUAUUCCACUUAGGUAAAUAUUACUAUUUGUUCUUAUUAAACCCAUCUAAAGAUUUUUCACCUAAAUCAAGAAAGAUUUGCUUUUAAAUAGUGUUUUGAACCAUAUCCUUGAAUUAAAAACAUUUCUGACCUUUCAAAACUUUUUAAAGAUUAAAUAUACUAAUUUUAUGCUUAAAAUAAGUCUCUUAAGCUUAUUUUCAGCUAGCUAUUUGUCUUAUUUCAAUAAAUGUGAGUAAAAUUUACUUGAAGCACUGGCAGUUAAUUUCACUUAUUUCUAGUAGUAUAUUUACACGGAAAACAAGGGAAUUUAACUGACAAGAUGGCCGACCACACUAAGUGCCGAGCUGCACUCCGUGCCAAAUCUCCUAAUUAUGCCAUCAUAUCCAGUUUGGCCACUGACCACAACCAAAAUACACUGGAUUUGCCUGUUGAGGAACCGACAGAGGAUUUGAAGCCUAACGCAUCUUUCACCAUAAAAGCGUUAUGCCUAGCAACAAAUCUGAGGCUAAGGGCACCCGAGCUAAAAUGAGCUCUGGCGAAAUGGAAUCUUGGACAUCGACGAGGCUGUCUUAGCUAUAAAGCUACAACUCAAGAAGCUUGACCUACUUGAGCAACUCACAACAGAUGUCAAAGAACUAGAGCAGUCUGUGGAGUUUAAUAACUCACUCAUCGAGAUGCUAAAGGCUGACAAUGCGUCUCUUCGGGCCGAAGUGAACAAUCCUAAGCAUUUGACAUCUGAACUCCAAAAAGAUAAAAUAAACAUGGCAAAUUCCAUAAUUGAUUUGCAGUGCCAAAGCAUGAGAGAUAUCAUUGUACACAGACUUGCAAAAACAAAAAAUGAAACUCACCAAAAACCAGAAGAACUUCUUAAGACAUUCCUUGUCAACGAGUUGAAAAUGAAGCCCGAGGGUGCUGGGGCUAUUCGCUUUUCCAGGGUGCAUUGUCUUAGGAGUACGAAAAGUGACCAACAGCGGCCCCGUCCCAUCGUGGCUAAAACCGUUGACUCGAAGAUGAAGUCUGCCAUCAUGUCGUGGGGCAGAGAGCUAAAUGGCACCAACUACUCCAUCGGCGACCAGUUCCCGCCGGAGAUCAUGAACAGACGGAGGUUACUACACCCGAUCAUGGCCGAGGCGAGGAAAGCCAAAAAGAACGCUCGUCUGUCCAUUGACAAGCUCUACAUCGACGAUAAACUUUACACGAACCCCGAAUAACUUACUGGCUGAGUGUAGGAGACGAAACCAUUAUGCCUAAACUCCGUGAGGAACAGUCUGUCAACAUGCAACAUGCAGUCUCCCCGUAGGUGUAAACACAGACGCGUGGUGAUGACGUCCCCAGAGCGAGUCUCCGUCACCAUGACAACCACGGAGCCAGGAAGACUUCACUUCAUUCUUUCCUUUCUCUCCUCUCUCAUCACUACUCGUCUUUCUCUCACUCUCUCUUGCUCUCUUUCUCAUCUAUUUUAUUUACUAUUAGUAUUAUUUUCUUCUUUCUCAAUUUGGCUUAGGACUUGGCUUAAACAGUACUUAACUGAACAGACCGAGGCACUCCUUAUUUGCUUGGCUGCUCUGUGACAAUAUAGUUGGUAAUGUUCACAGAGGAUUACUGUGAAUCUGAGUAUAUGUUUGUACGUAUGUAUGUCGGCUGGGUCGUUUUUGGAAUGGAUGGUGUGUAUGUAUAUUUACAUGUUCUUAAUUGUAUGUGUUGGUUACAGGAUGUCAGUAAAUUGCACUGCUUUGUAAAUGGCAUUUUUAAUGACUUAGUGAAGGAGAGGAGGUGACACAGUGUAUUGACUAUUAUAGAAACAUAAGUGGUAAUCAGUACAAACCUGAGCACCUAAAAGCAUUGACAAAUAUAAACAAUUGUUCAUUCCUACAUUUAAACUACAUUUAAACAUCAGAAGCCUGAACAAGCACUAUGAUGAUCUAGUUAGUCUUCUUACAAGCACAGGCUGCAACUUUGAUGAGCGAUAGAUCAUACACUGAUAUCUUGAGUACUAAUGGUUAUAAGUUGUUUACAAAGAACAGCUGUGGCAUAUCUUGUGGUGUGUGCCAAUAUAAAGUAUCUCCUCCACAUACAAUGUGAACGUCUAUGAUGAUAUUGACAUAGCCAGUGUUGUCAGUACGCGUUACUGUAAUCUGAUUACUUUCGUUCAGUAACGAGUCAUCUAACACGUUCAUUUUUCUCUUUUUUUAAUUUUUUUUAUUUUUUUUAUUUUUUAAAUAAAUAAAUAAAAAAAUAAAAUAAAUAACACGUUCAUUUUUCGAAGCCAGUAAUCUGAUUAAAAUUUGUUUCCUUGGUGUCUGUGCGAUACUUUUUUUUUUCCUCAUGAUGUAUGUAGAAUAAAGAAUACUGUAGUCAUGUACGAAGAGAAUCUGAAUAGAAAAUAUUGCUCAUGAGUUUGGCAGUGACAUCGGAUGUCACGUUUUCUCAUCGGGGGGGAAAAAAACGGGUCACAUGUAUUACCAUGCUAUGAGCGCUGUUGGCGGCCAACAAACAACUGGCUACCUCUCAGGAUGCUAACAGUGAAAGGCGCAGGAAAAUAACCACAAACGGCUGCAUUUGCUUAUUGGACAUACAGCCAUGACUUCACAUUUCUCUCCAAUAAAGAUGACCAAAAAUAUCUCCGUGCGUUGCAAACUUUGCACUGGCUCAAAAGGGCAGUCGACCGCUAAUAACUCUACAUCUAAUUCAAGGAACCACUUGGAAUUACAGCACAACGCGACAAAAAUCGAAACAAAGCCAUUAGGUAACGAGACAGCCAGCACUUUUACAGUUUGUAACGAGCCUUUACUCUCAUUUUAUAGUUUGUAACCAACGGCGGAGUGUGACUUUGUGUG